AUGAUUAAACAUAAUUCAGAUUCAUUUGUAUGUUGGUUUUGUGAAAAAAAUUUAUUAAAUAAUCGUUAUGUAAUUAAAGAUAAUUUUGCUAUUUGUUUAUUUUGUUUUGAAGAAAAAUAUUCUAAUCAUUGUUUUCAAUGUAAUCAAAUUAUUGGUAUUGAAAUGCAAGGAAGUAUAUUUAAAGAUAAAACUUGGCAUAAUACUUGUUUUAAUUGUUCUAUUUGUAAUUUAUCUUUAAUAAAUAAGAAAUUUGCUUAUCAAAAUAAUAAAUUAUAUUGUCGUCAUUGUUUUAUUGAUGAAUUUGCUCAACGAUGUUAUCGUUGUAAUCGAUCAUUAGAACCGGGUGAUAAAUGUAUACAAUAUGAUAAAAAUUUAUAUCAUAAAUCUUGUUUUAUAUGUAAUGUUUGUCAAAAACAAUUAAUUAAUGAAAAUUUUCGAUAUCGCGAUCAAUAUAUUUUUUGUCUUUCAUGUUAUAUGAAUAUUAUCGCUAUUUAUUGUAUCAAAUGUCACAAAGCAAUUGCAAACGAUGGUAUAGUCUAUCAUAAUCAUCCAUUUCAUCAGGAAUGUUUCGUAUGUACACAUUGUUCUAUACCAUUAGGAAAUCAACGUUAUAUUGAAUAUAAUAAUGAUGCUUACUGUUCAAAUUGUUCGUCAAAUCUAUUUAUUAAAACAACAAAUUUAACUACACAAUAG
Messenger RNA from Rotaria sp. Silwood1, 693 nucleotides. The record is from the annotation of a GenBank genome assembly. Lineage: Eukaryota; Metazoa; Rotifera; Eurotatoria; Philodinida; Philodinidae.